Molecule: messenger RNA, 1425 nt
Organism: Prorocentrum cordatum
Lineage: Eukaryota; Dinophyceae; Prorocentrales; Prorocentraceae
Source: the annotation of a GenBank genome assembly
AUGUGGUUGUGGUCCACCUUCGUCGAGAAGGACGACAUCUUCUACCAGCACACGACCAACAUGGAGCUCGCGGAGACAGAGCGCGAUGUGAACCCAAGCUGCUUCAUGUCUGCGCAUGUUUGCACACUGGGGUACGAGGAAAGCUCUUCUCUGAAACCCCCGCCCGGGAAGGCCAAGAGCACGCAGCUCCUGGAGCAGUUCCUGCUCGACGGCUUCAUUACGACGACAGAGCCGCCGACCAUCAACCUGCCCGACGGCCUGAAGAACACGUGCCCGCCGCCAUGGGGGGUGUUGGGAGGCAGCGCGCUCUCGCCGCGUAGCCUCGGGUACGUCGAGGGGCACGCCCGGGCCACAACGCUGCUGGCGUUGCUCCUGUUCAUCAAGAAGGAAGGCGUGGACCUUUACGCGAACAACCCAGUCCUGUUCCAGAGUGUGCGCGACAUCAAAGUAAUCCGCCUCCGGGGCAAGGGCAUGCUCGAAGACGCGCUCAUGAACAUGAAGAUGUCAGUUCGAGGCAGCAUCAGGACCGCGAACAACGUGCUGCAGGUAGCGGUGAUCGUCGCCAACUUGCAGAAGGCAGGGGCGCGCAGUAUCUCUACCUUCGUGAGCAAACAUCACGCCCGGAGCGGGCAGAGCAGCAAGAUCACAGGUAAGAGGGCGGCGUCUCUACGCUUGCUGUUCGAGUCUCUCCCGAGGGCGCCCUUGGAGAGCAUCCUCGCCCACGCUGAGGAGCUCACGUGGGAGGGCUGCAUGUGGUCGGACGACAACCUCGCCAAUCGUAAACUGUACCCAGGGUUUGCGUUCCCCGCCAAGAACAAGACCUGGGCCCCGAUGCUCCGCACCACCGAUGCCAGCACGCAGUUAUGCAUUGAGAGGCUGCAAGGCGCGCACACCCGGAGCCCGAAGCACUUGCGCAAGAAGCUAGAGGCCUCGCAAUUGGAGAACUAUUCCCUGCGCGCAGCGGCUGUCUUGGGCCUCGCGGACUUGUUUUUAUCCCAAGUGCCUGUUCCCCAGAAAGAUGCGCUGGAGGAGUGGACGCACGCGUGGGAGAGGGGUUCCCACCAGGUGGACAUGGAGGUCCAGGCAGCUGUGAUGGAGCAGCACGAGCAGUUCGACCCGACCAAGCACAUCCCGACGUUCAAGAGGAUCCUCGACCAGCACCUGCAGAGCGCGCCGCUGGUGGUCGGCGUCGAGGAGUCGGCGAAGCUUAAAGUGGACGAGUUCGCCCUGCUGAUCAAGCAGCUGGACUACGAUGUGAGUGUUUAUCAGACCUGGCAGCGGAAGUGCCAGACGGUCAAGGGCGCGCGCUUCUUCAAGGAGCAGGACAGUGGUUUCACCAAUGCUGUGCUCCAGCAGCCCCCUCUUUGGUUCAGCCCUCAAUGUCUUAACCCUUUUAUCAGGUUGUACUAUCCCCACCCCCAGUAG